This is a messenger RNA of Funneliformis geosporum, 459 nucleotides long. The record is from the annotation of a GenBank genome assembly. Lineage: Eukaryota; Fungi; Glomeromycota; Glomeromycetes; Glomerales; Glomeraceae.
AUGGAAUGUAAAUUAGUUUCGGAGAAUGGUCAAGAACUUGGAUGUAAUGAAUUUGGAGAAUUAUACGUCCGUGAACCAAAUGUUAUGAAAGGUUAUCUUAAUAAUAAAGAAGAUACGGACAUUUGUAUUGAUAGCGAUGGUUGGUUUCGUACUGGGGAUGAGGUAUUCGCUGACUCUCGAGAAUUAAUUAAAUACAAGGGAUACCAAGUAGCUCCAGCCGAACUUGAAUCAGUUUUGCUCACUCAUCCAUCUGUUACUGAUGCUGCGGUAAUUGGUGUACAUUCUAACGAAAGUGCAACAGAAUAUCCAGCAGCAUACGUAGUAUUACAAAAAGAUAUAAUUCAAUCUGAUGAGAUAAAAGAAGAGAUUAAAACAUUUGUAUCUCAAAGAGUUCCAAAUCACUUGGCGGUAUUUAUUUUACUAAUCAAAUUCCUAAAAGUCCCUUUGGUAAAAUUUUGA